GCUGAAUUGAAUUCGAAGCUGUCGCUUUAACUUUCCCCGAGCAAAAACAAUUUCACAGUCACAAUGGUCGUCAAGAUUCGCCUCGCGCGCUUCGGACGCCGAAACUCCCCUUUUUACAAUAUAGUCGUCGCGCAGGCAAGAACGGCGAGAAACAGCAGACCUCUCGAGGUUAUUGGCACAUACGAUCCUAUUCCGAAACCCGACCCAUAUGACAACUCAGGAAGAUUGCAUAAAGAUAUCAAAUUAGACACAUUCAGAGCAAAAUACUGGAUUGGUGUUGGUGCGCAACCGACAGAUACUGUAUGGAGAUUAUUAUCAAUGUUGGGCAUUAUGGAACCCAAGUACCGAAAUACCGAACCACGAACUCCGCCUCCGAUGCCGCGAGACGUACGAGACGAAUUUAAGCAACAAAAAGGGCAAUGAUAGCCUUGAAAUAGAUGCAUCAACGACAAAGUUGUACGACUCUAUAUAGUCCCCUAGAUGGACUGUAGUAGACGAAAGGGGAUGCGCAA
Molecule: messenger RNA, 512 nt
Organism: Hypoxylon trugodes
Lineage: Eukaryota; Fungi; Ascomycota; Sordariomycetes; Xylariales; Hypoxylaceae
Product: ribosomal protein S16, mitochondrial
Exons: 3
Coding region: 64-423 (119 amino acids)
Biological process (GO): mitochondrial translation
Cellular component (GO): mitochondrial small ribosomal subunit; ribosome
Molecular function (GO): structural constituent of ribosome
Source: RefSeq, a predicted model, not a curated record